Pristis pectinata (smalltooth sawfish) is the source of this 1199-nucleotide messenger RNA. Its product is annotated as C-C motif chemokine 27-like. The record is from RefSeq and is a predicted model, not a curated record. Gene Ontology annotation, cellular component: extracellular region. Bases 28 to 315 code for a protein of 95 amino acids. Lineage: Eukaryota; Metazoa; Chordata; Chondrichthyes; Rhinopristiformes; Pristidae. The transcript has 3 exons. Gene Ontology annotation, biological process: immune response. Gene Ontology annotation, molecular function: chemokine activity.
AGACACACAGAGCAUCGCAGGGACGAGAUGGACCACAAAUCGAUCGCCCUCCUCAUUGGCAUCGCUCUCCUCCUCUGCACCGCCGCAGCCAUGCCGAACAGUCAUGUGAUAAGCUGCUGCACACAAGUGUCCAAGAAGGUCAACCCAAAGUUACUGAGGAGGGCGAAGCUCUUCGAUAUUCAGGAUGACCGGAUCUGCGCCAUCAAGGCAGUGAUCCUCCUCAGAGGUUCACACAAACUUUGUGUGGAUCCGAACAAUGCCCAGCUGAAGAGAUGGAUGGCCAGGAAUAAGAAGCAAAUUCCCUCCAGAGCCUGAGGCAUGAGAACAGGAACACAGACUAUGGAGGGGCUUAGAGACUGGAAAGGCGGACUGUUAUAUUCUGUGCAGUGGGACUAAUUGCAAUUGGUACCUCCUCCCAGUCCGCUUAUGAACCCACAUGUAUUAUUGUCGUCGGAACAUUUCCAAGGAGCUUCUUAUUGGAGUCGGGAAGUAUUGAGUGUGACAAUGUUUUAUUUAUAGAACUGUGGAAUGGUUAACGUGCAUUGGUACAGUGACCCCCAUCCCAGUACCCACACCUUCCCCACAGCCCUGCAUCCUGUUCCCUCUGCAGCGCUGAUCCACGCACUUUGGAAGGACUCGACACAUCUCCAACCCCUGCAGGCAGCGUGAACCAGGUCAGCACCAGUCUCUGGGCGAAAACAUCUUCUUCGCAUCCUCCUUUCGCCCAAAGUGUUAAUGCUGUGUGCCAGGUCCCUGGACUGCCCACUUUCAGGGGAAGCUUCUCACACUAUCAGUGGGUAAACCCCCUCCCUACAGAAAGGCAGGUCAAGGUCUGGUGCCAGCUGUUGGGUACUUCUGGUGGAGAGAAACAAGUCAACUGGGGUUGGAUCCCCUCCACUCCCUCACACCCAGUGAGCUCUCUCCCAAUCCAUGCCUUUCCUGGAGCCUGGAUAAGAUUCAACCCAAUGUCCCAGACCAGAAUUAGUCUUGUCCCAGUGGCAAAACCCACCCAGUCAUCAUUCUGGUCUUUGUCCCAGACCUGGAUCAGAUCCCCACUAUCCCAGACCUGGAUCAGAUCCCCGAUCACAAACUGUGCCAGUAUUAUUUAUUCCUUUCUGUCAGAAAGGCUGCCAGUGCUGGACCGUAGCAACCCUGGGCAGCCCACCGUUUUGGUCUGUCCACCCGUGAGAUUAUGUCUA